This is a messenger RNA of Melopsittacus undulatus (budgerigar), 2610 nucleotides long. RefSeq names its product T-box transcription factor 3 (gene TBX3). Gene Ontology annotation, biological process: regulation of transcription by RNA polymerase II; positive regulation of DNA-templated transcription; cell fate specification. NCBI's taxonomy places the organism in Eukaryota, Metazoa, Chordata, Aves, Psittaciformes, Psittaculidae. Bases 180 to 2375 code for a protein of 731 amino acids. The transcript is spliced from 7 exons. The record is from RefSeq and is a predicted model, not a curated record. Gene Ontology annotation, molecular function: DNA-binding transcription factor activity, RNA polymerase II-specific; RNA polymerase II cis-regulatory region sequence-specific DNA binding. Gene Ontology annotation, cellular component: nucleus.
UUCUGCCUCUCCCCCAUGUACUGUGCUAUCUAAAGCUUGUUUCCCCCCACCCUGUAUUUUUUCUUUUUUGGUGCUUUCUUGCUGUUAUUGUUAUUAUCUUAAUUUUUCUUCUUCAUGAUGUGCUGUUAGAAACCACUCCGGGACUACUCCAGCAGUAGGAAGACCGAGGAGUGGAGUGGAUGAAUAUACCGAUGAGAGAUCCAGUAAUCCCUGGGACAAGCAUGGCUUAUCAUCCUUUUUUACCGCACCGGGCACCGGACUUUGCCAUGAGCGCUGUGUUGGGACAUCAGCCUCCCUUCUUCCCGGCUCUGGCUUUGCCUCCCAAUGGGGCGGCUGCGCUUUCCCUUCCCGGGGCUCUGGCUAAACCCAUCAUGGAUCAGUUAGUGGGGGCCGCAGAGACUGGUAUCCCCUUUUCUUCCCUGGGUCACCAGGCAGCAGCCCAUCUGAGGCCUUUAAAAACUCUGGAGCCAGAAGAAGAGGUGGAAGAUGAUCCAAAAGUGCAUCUGGAAGCCAAAGAGCUUUGGGAGCAAUUCCAUAAAAGAGGCACGGAGAUGGUGAUUACCAAAUCGGGAAGGAGAAUGUUUCCUCCAUUUAAAGUGAGAUGCACUGGACUGGAUAAAAAGGCCAAGUACAUUUUAUUGAUGGAUAUUGUGGCGGCAGAUGAUUGUAGGUACAAAUUCCAUAAUUCCCGGUGGAUGGUAGCUGGGAAAGCUGACCCUGAAAUGCCAAAGAGAAUGUACAUCCACCCGGACAGCCCGGCCACCGGCGAACAAUGGAUGUCCAAAGUCGUCACCUUUCACAAGCUGAAGCUCACUAACAACAUCUCUGACAAGCACGGAUUUACCAUUUUAAACUCGAUGCAUAAGUACCAGCCCCGGUUCCACAUCGUCCGAGCCAACGAUAUUCUCAAGCUUCCCUAUAGCACGUUCAGGACCUACGUUUUCCCGGAGACUGAAUUCAUUGCAGUGACCGCAUACCAGAAUGAUAAGAUUACUCAAUUAAAAAUUGACAACAACCCCUUUGCCAAAGGUUUUCGGGACACCGGGAAUGGAAGAAGGGAAAAAAGGAAGCAGCUGACCCUGCAGUCCAUGCGGGUGUACGAUGAGAGGCAGAAGAAGGAAAACCCCACCUCGGAUGAGUCCUCCAAUGAGCAGACGGCCUUCAAGUGCUUCGCCCAGUCCUCCUGCCCCACCGUCCCUGCUGUUGGCACCUCCAGCCUCAAAGAUCUCUGUCCCAGCGAGGGAGACAGCGAUGCAGACAGCAAAGACGAUCCCUUGCUAGAAGCCAACGAGACGAGCAAAAUCAGCACGACCACAGCCACCACCCCAGCACCCGCCAGCUCCGCCGCGGCCGCGGGAGACGACCCUCGGGAGAAGGGGGGCAGCCCCUCUAAAAGCCACUUCUUCCGCAGUGACUCAGCGGGGAGUCGGAGCCGAGAGAGGACAGAGAAAGCCCCUCCGGACUCCCGGCACAGCCCGGCUACGAUCUCUUCCAGCACCCGGGGGGGAAGCCUGAGUGGCGAGGAACUGAAAAGCCCCCUCAGGGAUGGUCCCAAAGUUGAUGAGAACCGUCUGCUGGGCAAAGAGCCCUUUGCCCCCCUCACGGUCCAGACUGACAGCACGGCCCACCUGAGCCAGGGACACUUGCAAAACCUCGGCUUUCCCCCUGCCCUGGCCGGACAGCAGUUCUUCAACCCGCUGGGGAACGGGCAUCCGCUGCUGCUGCACCCUGGGCAGUUCGCCAUGGGGGGAGCUUUCUCCGGCAUGGCCGCCGGGAUGGGCCCCCUCCUUGCCACCGUCUCCGGGGCAUCCGCCGGUGUCUCGGGACUGGACAGCACGGUCAUGGCCACGGCAGCGGCCCAAGGACUCUCAGGAGCAUCGGCCGCUGCUUUGCCUUUCCAUCUGCAGCAGCACGUCCUGGCUUCUCAGGGCCUGGCCAUGUCUCCCUUUGGAAGCCUCUUUCCCUACCCCUACACCUACAUGGCAGCAGCGGCCGCCGCCUCCAGCGCCGCCUCCAGCUCAGUGCACCGGCACCCCUUCCUCAGCGCCGUGCGGCCACGGCUCCGCUACAGCCCCUACCCGCUGCCCGUGCCCCUGCCCGACGGCAGCAGCCUCCUCACCACCGCCCUGCCAGGCCUGGCCGCCGGCUCCGGCGAGGGUAAAGCGGCUGGGCUGGCCGCCAGCCCCGGCUCCGUGCCCCUGGACUCCGCCUCAGACCUCACCAGCCGCUCAUCCACCCUCUCCUCCGGCUCCGUGUCCCUCUCCCCGAAACUGGGCGCGGACAAGGAGGCGGCCACCAGCGAACUGCAGAACAUCCAGCGCUUGGUCAGCGGGCUCGACCCCAAGCAGGACAGAUCCCGCAGCGGCUCCCCGUAACCCCCGCAACCGCCUUCGGGAGCUCAUUUCAAAUCAGUCUCGCAGUGCACUUUGUUUGAAAGAAACCACAUCCUCUACCCCGCGAGUGUUUGGGUUUUGUUUCGUUGGGGUUUUUUUAACACCCACCCCUUUUAUUUUGUCUUUUUUCUUCCCCUUUAUUUUGUUUUUUUAAUAUAAAACCCCCCAGUGUUGUGUUCGUGUUUAUCAACUAAAAGGUAUCUGGUGAAGCAGGGGA